AUGUCUCACAAUAAAAUAGUAUUUGUUACGGGGAAUGCUAACAAAUUAAAAGAAGUUCAACUUCUGUUGAAAGGGAUCAAGUACGAGUUAGUUAAUGAGCCGUUGGAUUUGGACGAACUACAAGAAUCCAAGUUGGAAUCGAUAGCGAUUUCAAAAGUCAAGCAAGCAACAAGCCAGUUGGGUGCAGGUGUACCGGUGUUUGUUGAAGAUACUGCCCUGUGUUUUAAUGCAAUGAAUGGUCUUCCAGGUGCCUAUAUUAAAUGGUUUGUUAAAGAAAUGGGCAUUGAUAAUAUUUAUAAAAUGUUGACUGGCUUUGAAGAUAAAACAGCAAAAGCUAUUACUACGAUUGCUUACUCUGAUGCUAUGGGUAAAAUCCAUGUUUUCCAAGGGAUAACUGAGGGUACUAUUGUUGAACCCCAAGGUCCUAGAACUUUUGGAUGGGAUUCACUUUUUAAACCUAAUGAUGGUGUUGGCUUGACAUAUGCUCAAAUGGAUAAAGAGGAAAAAAAUAAAAUUUCUCAAAGGGCAAGAGCUUUUUUUAAAUUAAAAGAAUAUUUAGAACAACAAUAA
Molecule: messenger RNA, 570 nt
Organism: Saccharomycodes ludwigii
Lineage: Eukaryota; Fungi; Ascomycota; Saccharomycetes; Saccharomycodales; Saccharomycodaceae
Gene: HAM1
Product: nucleoside triphosphate pyrophosphohydrolase HAM1
Exons: 1
Coding region: 1-570 (189 amino acids)
Biological process (GO): nucleoside triphosphate catabolic process
Cellular component (GO): cytoplasm
Molecular function (GO): nucleoside triphosphate diphosphatase activity
Source: RefSeq, a predicted model, not a curated record